Cylicostephanus goldi is the source of this 201-nucleotide messenger RNA. Lineage: Eukaryota; Metazoa; Nematoda; Chromadorea; Rhabditida; Strongylidae. The record is from the annotation of a GenBank genome assembly.
AUGCGCGUUAGCAGCGUGCAAAUCGAAAAUGUCGAAGGUGACGAAGAGGAUGAUGAUGAAGAUGUAGAUGAUGAGGAGGUGCAUGAUGAAUCUUCGGAAGGAGAAGGCGAUGCAUCAGAAGGUGAAAGUGAUGACCAUGAGGGAGAAUCAGGCGACGAAGAGGACGGAGACGACGCCGAAGGCGGCGAGGAGAGUGAUUGA